AUGUCACCAGCCCUUUAUUUGACCGUGCUCCUCGGUCUGUGGAUGGGAGCUGAGGUAAGUAAUCACAUCCCAUUAGAUGGCAGCUUUUUACUUUUCUCAUGCAAAUAAUUGUUACAAAUCCAAGUAGACUUUAACUCUAAAACAUGUCUAUUUUUCUCAUUUUACAGGCAUGUGGACCUAAAGGUUAGUAGCUGUUGGAAUUGGGCAGGUUGACAAGUCCUGAAUAAUCACAUCAUUACUGCUUCAUCAGCUGAUAUUCAGUGUUUCUAGAGUUUGCUCUGAAGCUCUGAAGCUGUCUCGUCCUCACUCUCUCUCAUUCGCUCUGUGUUACAGAGAAUUGCUGUAAAGUCUGCCCUGCUGGUUGGGCUCAGUUUGGAUCCGCCUGUUAUAUCUACUACCACAGUGCUAUGGCCUGGGCUGAUGCUGAGGUGUGUUUUAAAAUGAUGUUAUUUGCAGACUAGCUGUCAGUGUUUCUGUCUGUUUUGUAUCUCUCAGACCUGUCUGCUCUUGCUUUAACAAAUCCUCCUCUUCUUCAGAAAUUCUGCACCUCUAUUGGAGGAAAUCUGGCUUCUGUUCACUCUAAAGAUGAGUACCUCUACCUCAGGAACGCAGUUCUGCGCACUACCGGCCAACAUUCAACCGCAUGGCUCGGAGGAUAUGAUGCAGCAAAGGUGGGUGUCAGGAUCAGAUUGAGUUGUCCUUUUUUUUAGCUAAUAAAGAUUUAGAUUUAUUUAGAAAUUUUAGAAUGGCAUAUGCAUCCACGUAUGUAUGAUUUAGACAGACGCCUUCUUGUUUUCAGGAGAAUCUAACCACAGAUGAAGUUUGACAUCAGCUAAAAAAGGAGGAAAUGUUUCUUUACUCCCUUUUUUUUCUUUUCAGGAGGGUGUCUGGCUGUGGAGCGAUGGUUCCAAGUUUGACUUCAAAUUUUGGGCUAAAGGAGAACCAAACAAUGCUGGUGGACAUGAGAACUGCAUGGAGAUGAACUUCAGAGGUACAUUUUGAUCUCACAGCCCUCCUGCGCCCCAUUUUCAGAUUAUUCUUUCAGAGACACUGGAAAUAUGUCCCUGUGUUUUUUCUAGUUAUAUUCUUCUCUUUUUGUUUAAAGAGUUUAAAAAAAAAAAGAAAUGAGAUUGUAGGAGGUGUUAAGAUAUCUACCGCCACCAUUCUUGAUCUGUACGGUCAAAACUAGGUCAGUGGCAGGGGAAACAAAUGUGGUCAGGCCUUGAUGGUUACUCAGUUUGGAUCAUUUCAUUUCCCGUGGUUUUAUUGUGUGACAGUAUUUGUAACUUGUACUCAAAAGACUGAAAACCUCACGUGUAAAUAUUCUCUUUUUUGUGUCUGCAGGAAAGGACUUUGUCAACGAUAUCCCCUGUGGUCCAAAGAGACCUUUCAUUUGUAAAAAGGCUCUGUAAAGUAUCUGCUGUGUGCUCAGACUUAUGAGGAUGAUGUUUCCUCAUUUAAUGUCAGUUGAACCAGGACGUCAAACCUUGGUGGCUUCCCUUGUCGUAAAUUGUCUGACAGUUCUGCUUGAGUUUAACUUCAAUAAAUAAAACAAUGUCUUGAACUCCAUCUUCUUGUCUCACCUCUUUUUACAAAACUCAUCUACCACCUCCCACAAUAUUCAUGUUUAUGUUUUAGCAGCUAAAAGUGGAAAAGUGAGUGUUUAAGGGUCUUCAGGAAACUAGAGAUACUUUUUAGUGACUGUGUCUCACUGUACUCUGAAGAUUAUGAACUCAAAAGAGAUAACACAUCCAAGGAGCGAGAUGGUCCGGACAGAAUUUGGGACUAAACCCAUUUUUCUGCUCACUUGUGGAAACUUGGUGUAAACUGAUUAUUAAGAGGCUCGUCAAGUUAUUUAAAACCAACCUGAUCAGACUUGUUAAGAGGACUGAAUGUUUAUGGUGCAUCUGACCGGGUUUACAGCUUUUGUUUGUGUUUUAUGUCCUAAAAAAAGUUCAUUUUUUCCAUAAUUUCAUUCAAAAGCAAAUCUUCCAUAUAUUCUCGAUAUAUUUUUGAGCAGCACCUGCACUUGCCCUGCAGUCUUGUCUUUGCAUACUCCACUUUUCUGCCUCAUCAUGUAAAUGUGUGAGUACGAUGUGUGUUAUUGAGGGAUACCACCACCAGAGGGUGUGCCAUAGAGCUGAGGACACAUCCAUCUAUGGGAUUUGUGAGGUGUAAACAACAGGCACGAAAACAGGAAGUGUUGACGCUGAGAUAAAUGACCGCAGUGUCAACACGUCUUUAAUUGCUGGUAUGCAAACUAAAUAACUAAACCCAAAACAAAGAAAAAUGGAGGUCAGGAGUUGGAGGAUAUAAUGAUUUGUAAACAGAAAACUGGUCCAAAGAAAAGAAAAAAAGAUUUACAUUCAGCUGAAAACCAACUGAGUGAAAAUCCAGCUGAGUGAGACUUCAGCCUCCUGAUAUCACCUCUCUGGGUCACGAAGAAAUCCAAACCUAGAGUUGAUCUGUACAAAACCACCUGGACUUAACAAACCUGAGUUUGAUAUAAACGCUGACUGAGGAAAAACCUUCUGUCUUGGUCGUCAGGGUUUUUGUGUCAUUUCUUUUCUGCUGUUCGAUUUUAACGAUCUUUUGUUGUUUGGGUUCUUACCCGUCCUCUCUUCUGUUCAUGUCUGUCUCAGCACACAUUUGUUUUUAUGUUUCCAGAGGUAACGAUAAUGUGUAAAAAGUUGUAGGACCUUGUGGGUAAGUGUAAAAGCUAUAGUACAUCUUUCCCCUUGUGGCUUUAAUAAACAAACCCCAGGGGUGAAGCUGACAGCUGACUCUGAUGAGUUCACCUUGAACUCUGUCAUUACCCUCAAAACAAGCAGCCGAGUGUCAAAUCAAACACCCGUGUUGUUUAUUAACAGCUGUUAUUUGAAUUUCUGUCGUGAACCCUGAGGCCAGUACACAAAGUUCAGGAGAUACAAGUUUGUUUAAGAAGAUUCUGGUUUUUCCUGAAGUCUCGGUCUGAACACCGAACUCUACUCAUUUUCGAUUUGAAUUUGCAAACAACAUUUGUUUGAUUAAAGACUUUGUAAACAAGCGAAGAGGCUUUAAAAGGAGUUAAUUUACAUCUCAGAGAGACUCCGCUUCUGCAGCGAGUGAACCUCAUCCCAGCUUCGCAACAAGGUGAGGCUUUCAUUCCUGUCCUUUUUACUCUUCUGGGUUUAUAUCUGCUGAUGUUUUCAUUUAAAUCAACCAUCUUUUUUAUUUUAGACUUGAAUAUUUUCUUUUGAAAAAUUAGCAUGUAGCUCUCCAUGUUGUGGAAUUACUAUUUACUUCUGUAUAAUUUAAUAUAUUUAUGAUGUAAAACUUCAUUAAUUCACUUCAUCUUCACACAGAUGGCAUCAGGCCUCCAUUUGGUCUCACUCCUCUGUUUGACUGUUGGACUGUGGACCGGAGCCCAAGUACCUCAUUACCUUCUGCUUGUCUAGCUGUUUAUAAGGCUGACAUGAUAAUGAAUUCAGAAAUCAAAUGAAAACAACACAAUGAUUUUUGUGAUGGAGCGAUGAAAAUUAAAGAUAUUUUGUCUUUUAUUUCACAGGCAGUAUGUCCGGGUGAAGAAGGUUGGUGUUUGUCAGAUUUCUCGCUCUUCUUCUCGUGUUUAUUUUGUAAAACUGAAGGUCGGCGCUCUUAACCUCCUGAAUUCUCUCUCAUACAGUCUGUAAAACUUGCCCCUCUGGCUGGUCUCAGUACGGCAAGUCCUGUUACAUCUUCCACUUCCAGCCAAUGGCCUGGGCGGUCGCAGAGGUGAGUUUUUCAAUAAUAUCCACCUCAAAUAUUUCAGUUCAGGGUGAUGGGAAUAAUGCAGUAAGCUCAGGACUUUUAUCCCUCACCUGUCUGUCCUCGCCCUCUCUGCCACCGCCGCCGCAUUAGAAACACUGCACAACUGAAGGUGGAAAUCUGGUGUCUCUCCAUUCCAGAGAUGAGUACGACUUCAUCAGGAAUACGCUUCAGCGAGUGGCCGGUCGACAAGUGAACAUCUGGCUGGGAGGAAAUGAUGCAUCAAAGGUGGGUGUAUUUUUAAAUGAACCUAUUCUUGAGGUGAUUUGGGGCUCGUUUGGAGAAUUUUCAGGGUCCAGAUAUUUGUAUGAUAUAAUCAGUGAAUACAGAAUAAUCUAAACGUACAAAAAAGAAACACAUACUUACAGAGUAACUGUGUCCCUGUGUAGAGACUUUGAUUACAAUCAGCAUUGUGCAGUUUUUUUAUGCAGAUGUGUAGCUGUAAGUUCCGUCUGUUCUCACCAGCCUGCAGCUCCCCCUGCAGUUAUUUAGCUGCGUCUACAGCAGUGUUGAUAAGAGCGACGUGCUGACAGAUUCACAGUGAUACACAGAGAUCACUGUUGUCUUAAACUGAAGGGGUCUCGUCCUCGCUCCGCCUCACGCUAUCGUCUUUUUAACAUCGUGUUUUUUUUUGUCAGGAGGGUGUGUGGCUGUGGAGUGACGGCUCCUACUUCGACUUUAACGGCUGGAAUAAAGGGGAGCCCAACAACUUUCAGGGACAUGAGAACUGCAUGGAGAUGAACUAUGAAGGUACAGUUCUGCUCGGUCCCCUCCUGCUCUUUUGGAAGGAUGGCCCGUUUCCCUGGGGGGUCAUUGGUCGUGGAGGAAAUGGGAACAGAUACUCAGGGAACUGUACCUGGUGGGGGUUGACAUACUUUCAUAGGCAGCAGAGCUUGAAUACACCAGAUUAAAUGUCCUGGAAAGACCGACAUAUAAACUCUUAAUGUUGUUUUUUUGUUCCUGUCAUCAGUAGAUAAUUUAUCAGAUUUCUCGCUGCCUGAUCGGGUCUAUAAAUGAAGAAGCUACCAAGGGAAAUGGCACAGAUUAGCUAAUCAGGAAGGGGUCGUUAACGGGGGAUUACCGCACUGACUGAGAGCUUAUUGGUACCAGGAAGAGACUCUGAUGAGGACAGGGUUUCCUCACUCGGCACUUGUCCAUAUCUUGUGUUUGUUGUUGAUGUCAGUCUCUCUUUCUCCUCCAGGCCGGGACGUCGUCAACGAUAACAGCUGCUGGAAGAAGAAGUCGUUCUUCUGCGCCAAGGCUCUGUGA
Xyrichtys novacula (pearly razorfish) is the source of this 5055-nucleotide messenger RNA. The record is from the annotation of a GenBank genome assembly. Lineage: Eukaryota; Metazoa; Chordata; Actinopteri; Labriformes; Labridae.